Molecule: messenger RNA, 1822 nt
Organism: Phragmites australis (common reed)
Lineage: Eukaryota; Viridiplantae; Streptophyta; Magnoliopsida; Poales; Poaceae
Product: outer envelope protein 39, chloroplastic-like
Exons: 11
Coding region: 355-1440 (361 amino acids)
Biological process (GO): chloroplast organization; embryo development ending in seed dormancy
Cellular component (GO): outer membrane
Source: RefSeq, a predicted model, not a curated record
GGCAAUAACAAAAAAAAAUUCACUUAUCUUACCGCCGAAAGUAUGAUUUUGUACAGCGGAAUUCAUACAUCUCGAAAUCACACCGCCUACGUAGAAAUUUUCGAAAAAAAAUUAUGUACCAUAAAUAAAUCAUAGUAAAUUUACCAACCCUCUGGAAGCAACCAGACUUCAAGAACGGAAGGAAGCAAUCCCACUCCCGGUCUCCCACUCCUCCCCCUGCCCCACGCAAGGCAUCCCGACCGCCUCGGCGCCUCCCGCUCAAAAUCCCCAGCCGCGCUGCGCUCCCUUCCCCCCUCGCGAGCGCCGCCGUGCCCCCCAAGCUCGCAUGAGGUGCGCCUCCCCGUGUCCGCAGCGAUGGGAGCUCAGCAGAGCGUCAACGCUGGGAAAGCCAAGGUGGAUGUGCAAGUCGACCUCACCCACAUGCUGUGCGAAGCGCUGCUGCUGCCGCCCCUCAGGAGCUCCGGCGUCGCAUUCUCGCAGAUCGUUGGAAGGAUCUCUCUCAAACAUCCAAGCCUCUUUGGGAGGAGUGAGAAGUUGGAUGUAAUACUAGACAAGGGAAUCAACGACUCCAAUGUUGUUGUUGCCUUUAGACGCCCAAGGCCUGAGUGGAUGCCACAGCAAUCAUUUGUAAUUCAGCACUCAAUGACACCAGAAAUUGCUGUGCAUGGAUUUCCGGCUGACAACUUCACACGAUCAGGGAGCAGAGGGAUAAAUCUUAGCAGGUUGUUGUUUGGUUUGGAGCUUAAUGAACCAGCAACAUCAAACUGGACUUCCGGAACCAGUGUGAAGUUUGAGCAUAUACGGCCUGUUAAUAAUCAGGGCCGUUCCAUAGCCAGAGACCAUGAUGGCUUUCCUCUGACGUGCAGCGGUAACCUCCAUGACAACAUGAUUAUCUUGAAGCAAGAGUCUGGUUACGCAGAUGUUAAUGAUAAUAGCUUCUUAAAGGUUAACUUCCAAAUGGAACAAGGAUUGCCACUUGUACCAAAGUCACUGACCUUCAACAGAGUUAAAUGUUCUGUUUCAAAAGGCGUUAAGUUGGGACCGACAUUUUUGGUUACUAGCUUGACAGGCGGUUCUAUUGUCGGGGACAUGGCACCAUAUCAAGCAUUUGCGAUUGGUGGACUUGGUAGUGUCCGAGGUUAUGGUGAGGGUGCAGUUGGUUCAGGGAGAUUAUGCCUUGUUGCUAACUGUGAAUAUACAAUUCCUCUGGCAAAGCAUCUCGAGGGUUCUAUUUUCAUGGACUGUGGCAGUGAUUUAGGAUCUGCUCGUCAUGUCCCUGGUAAUCCAGCUCUACGGCAGGGGAAACCAGGAUUUGGUAUUGGAUUUGGAUACGGAAUUCACUUUAACACAGACCUAGGUCAGAUCCGUGUCGACUAUGCUAUGAAUGCAUUCAGUCGCAAGACCAUCUACUUUGGGAUCAACAGUGGUGGUGGCUCAUAGAUUAUGAAAAACAAACCUCUCACUUAACACAGACUUACAAUUCAAAUUGAUUUUUUUCCCGUAGACACAGAACCCCCCUCCCUCACUUUCUUUCUUGACAGUGAGUUCUGGACACGCCAGCAAAAAUCAUCUUGUUUGUAUAUGCUGGCAUUAAAAGAUGUAGUUGAGAUGCAUGCCCUUUAUUAUCUGUUGUUUUAAAACUUAAAUAUUUUUUUUUGUUAGAUGUUGAACAAACGUUGCGGAUAAGAUUGGCAUGAGUAGAAGUAGAACUGCUCCAAAGAUUGUUCCAUUACAUUAUAACUUUAUUAGGUUCACAAAUAUAUUACAAAUAGAUAUUUAUGGUCAAAGUCAUAUUGUGGAAUUGUGUCAAUGUGGGACGCCA